Fraxinus pennsylvanica is the source of this 435-nucleotide messenger RNA. Lineage: Eukaryota; Viridiplantae; Streptophyta; Magnoliopsida; Lamiales; Oleaceae. The record is from the annotation of a GenBank genome assembly.
AUGGAACCAGUAAACCCCUCAGCUUGGAGCCUGUUUAUUGACAGAUCUUCUGGUAAGAGGGGCUCGAGAGCGAGAGUAGUGCUUGUAAGCUCAGAAGGAUACAAGCUCAACUGUGCAGUAAGGUCCUCUAUAUCCAAAGGGGAGGAAGUACCACAUUGGAUGCAACAAAUCAUCACUUUCCUUAAGGAUCAGGAACUACACGAAGACAGGGAAGAGGUUCGCAAACUUGGGCGUAGAUCCACCCAAUAUGUACUCAUGGAUGAAGUACUUUACAAGAGAGGCUUACUGUCGCCCCUCUUGAGGGAAUCCAGUGUGGGCACAUUGGGUCUCAACUGGGAAGGACCUUACCUUAUAUCUGAUGAAUUGAGGUCAGGGACUCUUAGAAUCGAGAGCUUAGAUAGAAAGUGCAACCCCCCUAGAAUGUCGAGCAUUUGA